This is a messenger RNA of Miniopterus natalensis, 1704 nucleotides long. The record is from RefSeq and is a predicted model, not a curated record. NCBI's taxonomy places the organism in Eukaryota, Metazoa, Chordata, Mammalia, Chiroptera, Miniopteridae.
ACAAGUGAUAAUUCAGAAGUAGAAAAUAAACAGAUAUCCUAUAUUAUUCCAAUAGAUGGGAAACCAUGUACCGUCCACCUAAAGCAAAGAUUAUUUUUAGCAGAUAAAUUUAUGGUUUAUUUGUAUAAUCAAGGAUCUGGGAAUUCUUAUUCUUCAAAUAUUCAGAGUCACUGCUACUACCAAGGAUAUGUUGAAGGAUAUCCGGAUUCUGUUGUCACACUCAGCACGUGUUCUGGAUUGAGAGGAUUACUGCAAUUUGAAAAUGUUUCUUAUGGAAUUGAACCUCUGGAAACUGAGCUUGAAUUUCAGCAUCUUCUUUAUAAAUUAAAGAAUGAAAACAAUGAAUUUGCAGUUCAUACUGAAAAUAACCGUGACAUAGGGCAAAAACCAAUGGACUAUAGCAUUUUUAUAAGUGAAAAAUUGGAAUCAGCUGUUCAAGACUUAAUUCCUCUUUAUCUAGAAAUGCAUAUUGUGGUGGACAAAGUUUUGUAUGAUUACUUGGGCUCUGAUAGCAUGAUAGUAACAAAUAAAGUCAUCGAAAUUAUUAGCCUUAUAAAUUCGGUAUUUGCCCAAUUUAAAGUUACUAUUGUGUUGUCAUCAUUGGAGUUGUGGUCAGAUAAAAAUAAGAUUUCUACAGUCGGUAAGGCAGAUGAAUUAUUGCAAAGAUUUUCAGAGUGGAAAAAAUCGUAUCUUACCCUAAGGCCUCAUGAUAUUGCAUAUCUAUUCAUCUAUAGAGAUUAUCCAGAUUAUGUGGGAGCAACGUUUCCUGGAAAGAUGUGUGUUACUCAUUAUUCUACGGGGAUUGCUUUGUAUUUCAAGGAGAUAACUUUGGAGGCAUUUUCAGUAAUUGUCACCCAGAUGCUGGGGCUUAGUCUGGGAAUAUCAUAUGAUGACCCAAAGAAAUGUCAGUGUUCAGGAGCCAUUUGUAUGAUGAAUCCAGAAGCUAUGCAGUCCAGUGGUGUGAAGACUUUUAGCAGUUGCAGUUUGAGUGACUUUAACGAUUUCAUCUUAAACAUGGGUGCCAAAUGUCUUCAGAAUAAGCCCCAAAUGAAAGCGGCUUCAACAGCAAUCUGUGGCAACGGCAGAGUGGAGAGCCCUGAAAUCUGUGACUGUGGUACUGAGGAACAAUGUGGACCUUCCAGCUGUUGUGAUCCUCAAACUUGUUUGCUGAAAGCAGGAUCACAAUGUGAUUCAGGAUUAUGCUGCAAAAAUUGUAAAUUUCUACCGUCAGGUUUGCAAUGCAGACCAUCUGCGCAUUCUGCAUGUGAUAUUUCUGAAAGUUGUAAUGGAAGCUCAGGAGCCUGUCCUCCUGAUAUAACUAUACUCAAUGGACGUGAAUGUAACAAAAAUUAUACGUGUUAUGAUGGACAAUGCCAUGAUCUUGAUGCACGUUGUGAAUCAAUAUUUGGAAAAGGUUCAAAAAAUGCUCCAUUUGUCUGCUAUCAAGAAAUCCAAUCUCAAGUUGAUAGGUUUGGGAACUGCGGUAAGGCUAGAGGCGGCCAUAAAUACUGUCAAUGGAGGAAUCUUAUAUGUGGAAGAUUAAUUUGUACCUACCCUACUCUAACUCCUUUCCGUAGAGCUAAUGUUUCUGUGAUUUAUGCUUAUGUACAAAACAUUAUAUGUAUAGCUUUAGACUACAGUAUUUAUGACCCAACUACAGAUCCAAUGGUGGUCCCUAGUGGCUCUCACUGUGAUACUAGGAGG